This is a messenger RNA of Neoarthrinium moseri, 1185 nucleotides long. RefSeq lists its product as uncharacterized. NCBI's taxonomy places the organism in Eukaryota, Fungi, Ascomycota, Sordariomycetes, Amphisphaeriales, Apiosporaceae. The transcript has 3 exons. The record is from RefSeq and is a predicted model, not a curated record. The coding region runs from base 1 to 1185 and encodes 394 amino acids.
AUGAUCGGCUCCCACCGCGACCAAGCACAUUUCGAUCGCGCAAGAUGGCGGAAGAGGGUCCUGCUUCCAUGCUGGAUCAUACAGAUACCUAUUCUCCUGACGUUGAUGGGUAUCUUUUCGUACCGGCUUUCCAACACUGUCAACACGUAUAAGGAGGAGAAGCAGAAGGGAAACGUUCCCAUGGUAGAGUUCGUGUGGGAAUGCGCCAACAUCUCCUUCUCGACAGUAUCGUUUAUUAUAAACGCUGUGCAGAUCGCCAAGUUCAUCGCCGAGGCACUGACACCAUUCUCUAUGCUCUUUGGUAAUGUUGUGAGCCUCGUUCUCUCGACUGCUAUCCUAGCGCUCGAUGUUGUCGUGUAUGUCCGACACUCGGAGAAGAACUACUCUACGAUUGCUCUUGCGCUGGAUUGCGCACUGCUUUUCUUCAACAUAGUCGCGAUUAUAUACGGAGUCAUAAUCUAUCGUCGCCUCGCCGCCUAUGAUGAGUAUCACCACCCCCACAACGUCAAACACUUCGGCUUCGCAGAGGAUCAAGAUACCGCAUAUGAUCCCGCCCGAAUGAGCUUGAAUGCUCAGCCGGAAACCCUUUACGACCCCACGGACGUUUCAGACUCCCGACCGCGCCGGCCGUCUUUCACGUUCCGACGAUCAUUGUCUAGUGCAUCGCGCGGCGAGCCCGUAUCUCCUGGUCCCCAGCCCGAUGCUGAACGUCCUGUCAGUUAUGACCACAAGCGUGAUACACAGUUUGAUGAGUACAUCGCAUCACGGCGUUCGAGUCUGAACUCGAACCACGGUGCGGAUGGCGCCCUCGGCGUCUUGCCCAGCCGGGACGGAACUCGACGGGACAGUCUAAGCCCACAAUCGUCUCUGACGCGCCCACGAGCUGGCUCGGGGCCUCGUCCAUUAAGCUGGGAGGUCAAUAUGGGCACCGACACUCGUCCGGACGGUAUCCAGCGUGGGCAUAGCUUGAUCAGCGUUCCCGAGGCCCACGAACCGGAGGAAGACAUUGGCAAUGCGAGACUAAACAAGAGCCGCCCGGUCAGCGAGGAGAGAGCAGGUCUUUUAGGCAAUCGGACAGUGUCCGGAUACAGCGUUGCGAGUUACGCGACACGAGACAGCCGGGUUGAGCCCUUCCAACCGCAAGAGGCAGAGCUGGAGUCACACAAAAGGCGACGAGAUUCAUGA